This is a messenger RNA of Bursaphelenchus okinawaensis, 942 nucleotides long. NCBI's taxonomy places the organism in Eukaryota, Metazoa, Nematoda, Chromadorea, Rhabditida, Aphelenchoididae. The record is from the annotation of a GenBank genome assembly.
AUGCUUCGUGGAGCACUAGUAGUUGUAUGUUUGGCUUGUUGUCAAGCUCAACUUUUAGUUAUCUCGCCAGAACUCAAAGGUAAGCUUCCAUUAAUUGCAGAAUGUAACAAAAAUAUGGCCUAUAUAAGGGCUGUUUACUACAACUCUAUAAUGUAUAAAGUAUUUUUGUAUAACGUAUAAUGUGAUUCUCUAUACUCUACAAAGUAUAGCUUUUCAUCAAAACUUAAACGUUUGUAAUACUAUGUCAAACAACUUGUAAUACCACGUCAAAUAAAACGUAAGAAACCGAAUGUUGUAGCCUUACUUCCACGAGAGAUGGUCGAGUUCGCGGAUAGUUUAUCAAGCAAAGAACGUGAGGUGGUGAAGACGGUGAAUGAUAAGAACGGCACGGCUACCUAUAUCGAGGAUUUGAAAACAAAAGACGAAGGUUUGGCCAAAAAAGCAGCCGAUCGAAUUGAGGCGUUUCAGAAGAAAUUCAACAAAAUCAGCGGACCUGGUCAGAAGUUCAUCGAAAGUGUAAGAUUUUUUACUUUAUAAACGAGUUUGGCAUUCUAAAUUGUUUUUAUCGUUUUUAGACCUUUGUGUUCGCAUUUUUUGCCUUCUGCUUACAUUUACCUUGGUUUUCUAAAUGCAAACAAGAUAGACAUGAUUAAAAAACUUUGCUUUAGACUGUAAUCAUCUGAUUAGGCCUAAUUAUAAGAAUUUUAUUGUGCUUUGUAUUUUGUCAUUUUAUAGGUGAUAUACGAAGUAGAAGACAAAGAAGAUGUGGAUGAAACAGAAUUGAAACAAAUUGCUGCUUCGUUAACAGAAAAAUGGGAUCUAUUACCAGCUGAUAUUAAGAAGGAAAUUCGUCGAUUUUUCUCGCAUAUUGCCAGAACUUUGGAAAGUAAGUUUUUGUUAGAAACGAGCUUUUUAAAUGACCUAAUGAAGACUGAAAAAUGA